This is a messenger RNA of Prunus armeniaca (apricot), 576 nucleotides long. Lineage: Eukaryota; Viridiplantae; Streptophyta; Magnoliopsida; Rosales; Rosaceae. The record is from the annotation of a GenBank genome assembly.
AUGGUAUUCAAUCAGACUUUAAACAAGGAAAAGUGUGAGCGCCUCCUUCUCAAGCGGAGAUUCUGCUGGGGUCGUCACCUGAAGCAAGGCCAAGGCGAUAUCCGCAACUCCACAGGUCACUUUCAUACCAACUUAAGCCAAGGCGAAAGACGUGAACCGGUUAUCAAUCUGGCCUCCUUGGGGGCAAAGAAGAAUACCUCCCAAGCGGAUGAGAGAAAUUCUCGGAAUGAAGAAAGGAGUUUUUCGGGCUCGAAGAAUUCAAGAGAACGCUCCCUCUCUCCUGUUUCAGACGCUGACUCGAGCAUAGGCUCAUACCAUGGAUCCCCACCUGACGACCAACAGAAGAAGAUUGCCUCGGCAUCCAUAGGUGAGUCUUAUUCCAUGGCCAUGCAAGUUAUGGUGACGGGAGCAAUGUCUAUUGAAGAACAGCUGGCCUAUAUGAGCGAAGUGGUCACGAAACUGACGAAGAUGGUCGAAGAGAAGGAUGCGCAGAUUGCUUCUCUCAUCAACAAGUGGGAAGCACAUCAGGAUAAGGAGCCUGGGUCAAGAUGCAAACAAGAAAGGACCACAUCAUGA